Messenger RNA from Acaulospora morrowiae, 1455 nucleotides. NCBI's taxonomy places the organism in Eukaryota, Fungi, Glomeromycota, Glomeromycetes, Diversisporales, Acaulosporaceae. The record is from the annotation of a GenBank genome assembly.
AUGGAGCAGCAAUUAAUAAACAUUAUUUCGAUUUCCCAAAAAGCGCUACAACACGGAGGAAAAUUAUGCUCCAAAGCCGAAGGUCUUGCUAAGGAGUGUAGAAACGAUGUCGAGAGUAUCGAAAAGUUAUAUCCAAAACUUAAAUUCUUGUGGGGAGAGUUGGAAGGACAAGUUCAGGUUAUCGAUAAAUUUAGAGAAUUUGCGGUAAAACAAAAUGGAAUCUUACAACAUUUUCAUGCUAGUAAAGAACAAGAGCUUUCGACCAUAACCGAAAAACUUAAUGCAACAUUAGACAGAUUACGUGCAAAGUAUGUAGAUCCUGUUAUCAGAGAGAAUGCCAUCGCAAUAGAGCAGAUGGUUCGGGUGAAUAGUAGCAAUAUGUUGGGAGAAUUGAGUAAAGGAUUGGAGUUUGACUUAAAGGAGAAGGGAAAGUAUAUUGAAGAAAAGGCCUCUUUGUAUGAUUAUGUAGAGGAACAAAGCAUACAAGAGUUAAAGAUAAAGACGCAGGAGGAAGUCACUGCCAUCCAGCAUUACCAUAAUACUAGCUCCAAGAUAAUUGAAAGCGUAAACGUCGAAUUAAAGAAAUUAGAUGAUAUGCUCAUGAGCAAUAAUAUUUCACUCGAAGAGUCGGGCGUAGAUUUUUCAUAUGAAAAAUUUGAUACACUCGAACAGAAAACUCAAAGAAUGGCAGAGACAUUGGAAUCAUUGGCAAGACACUAUGAUCAAGUUACUUCAGCUUUAAAAGCAUUUCAAACACAAUCAGACGCCCAAUCAUUAUUAGACAUUACCGGUAGGUUAUCAUUCGCAUUCAUGGAUCAAAAGCAGAAAUGCAUUCUAAUAUUAGCCAUACAACUGCUAUCGUUAGUACUCGAGAAAGAUACCGAUAUGAUUCCGUCUAUUGCCCAAGAACUACAGGAAGACGUUCAGUUUAUCGAAUCCGUCAGUGAAGAAGUUCGCGUGCGGAAUCAUAUUUACAGGGCAUCGUACGAGGAAGCAUACAAAAUAUUUUCAGAGUUAGAUGGCUUUGGAAAUCACAUGGAAAACCAUGCGAACACAAUGAAAGAACUAGAAGCAGAUUUUGAAAAGGGAGCGGUCAUGGUGGAUCGAUUGUUAGAAGAAUUAUUGAACCUGAAUUUAUGGCAAGCGCCUUUACGCUAUGUUCAAAUGGAGAUAGAUCGACGCCAUAAAGUAAAAGAACAGCAUAGAAAGUUUGCUGAAGAAUAUUUAGCUAAACUUGAAGGAUUAUAUCAAGAGGAAAUUCAACAAAGAGACAUAUUUUACCAGAAUCAUGGGAGAUAUUUGCCAAUUAACUUGUGUCCGCCAAUCCUGGAGCCACCCACUAGGUACGGAAUUGUUCCGCAAGAUGAAACAAAAUUACCCGUAUUAUCUCAAAGGACUUUGUCAGAGGCGCAGGAGAAUCUAAUGAAAUACCGAGGAGAAGGAAGAAUUUUUUAA